AUGUUGCUCCUACCCCUGCUAGCAACAGCUGCCACCGUCGCCCCGGUGUGGGCGGCUGGUCCCGUGACGCCGAUGGCAGCCGGCAUGAACGCUCUGGACCCCCGAACUCUCCCGAACUCCCCCUCGGGAGGCUACGCCCCAGCCAUUGUCGACUGCCCGGCAGUCAGUCCUACUAUCCGCUCUGCGCUGGCCCUAUCGCCUAAUGAGACGGCAUGGCUCACAAACCGACGGAGUGCUAUAGUUGAGCCAUUACGGGGCUUUCUCACCCGCGCCAACAUCCCUGAUUUUGAUGCUGGCGCCUAUAUUGAUGGCCUUAGCUCGUCGCCGUCCCAGUUGCCUAACGUCGCUAUUGCUAUAUCAGGGGGUGGGUAUCGCGCUCUUAUGAACGGCGCUGGCUUCCUAGCGGCUGCAGACAGCCGCACGCCCAGCUCUACAUCUGCUGGCGGCAUCGGCGGCCUGCUACAGUCAGCCACCUACCUAUCUGGUCUCUCUGGCGGCGGCUGGCUUAUAGGCUCUCUCUUCUUUAACAACUUUUCCUCAGUAGUCGACCUACAGCAGAGCUCUGCCGUCUGGCGAUUCGACAACUCUAUAUUUACUGGACCUAAGAAGCACGGCCUCUCUAUCUUCAACACAGCCACGUACUGGAAAAACAUUAUUAGCCAAGUCGACAGUAAGGAGAAGGGAUUUAUAGUGUCUGUCACAGACUACUGGGGCCGCGCCCUCUCAAAUCAGCUUAUUAAUGAUCUUGAUGGCGGCCCAGCCUAUACCUUUUCCUCUAUUGCCGAAUCCCCCGACUUCCAGGCUGGCGCCCAGCCGUUCCCUAUCCUAGUUGCUGAUGGCCGUGCCCCUGGCGAGCAUAUUAUCUCACUUAACGCUACUGUAUAUGAGUUUAACCCUUUUGAGCUUGGCACCUGGGACAACACGGCCUUUGGCUUUGCACCCCUUCCCUACCUUGCCUCUAACUUUACUAAUGGCAGUAUUACUGCUGGCGGCUCUUGCGUUCGCGGCUUUGAUCAGGCUGGCUUUGUUAUAGGCACCUCAUCCUCCCUCUUCAAUCAGUUCCUCCUGAGGAACCUCUCUACAUCCGAAUCUGAGCGUAUCCCUGAGUUCGUCCAGGGCGCCCUUAGGAAGAUCCUUAAGGUCAUUGACGAGGACGACAAAGACAUUGCGCCAUACGUGCCGAACCCCUUCUUCGGCUGGAACCCAAGCACCAACCCUACUGCCAACUCUUCUCAGCUGACCCUCGUUGAUGGUGGGGAGGACCAUCAGAAUAUCCCACUUCAACCGCUAAUCCAGCCAAACCGCGCAGUCGAUGUUGUUUUUGCUGUUGAUUCCACGUCAGACACUACCUUCCACUGGCCUAAUGGUAGCGCCCUACGCCACACCUACAACCGCGCUGCUGAGCCUAUUGCGAACGGGACGCUCUUCCCGCCUGUCCCUGACGCUAAUACCUUCAUCAACCUUGGCCUGAACCGCCGCCCAACCUUCUUCGGCUGCAAUGCCUCUAAUUUCACCCUUAGCAGCGACCAACACCUGCCCCCCCUCAUCGUCUACAUCCCCAAUGCGCCCUAUGUUGCCCAUUCUAAUGUCUCCACUUUCGACCUUAAAUACAACCUUGACCAGCGCGACGCAAUCAUCCAGAACGGCUAUAAUGCAGCAACUCAGGGCAAUGCUACCCUCGACGAGGAGUGGCCUGUUUGUGUCGCCUGCGCUGUCCUUUCGCGCAGCAUGGAACGCGCCCGCCAGACUACGCCGACGGCGUGCGCCAGCUGCUUUCAGCGGUACUGUUGGAACGGUACUCUCGACACGCGCGACCCCCCCGAGUACGAGCCCAACUUUGCUAUUGGGGCCUAA
Colletotrichum graminicola M1.001 is the source of this 1854-nucleotide messenger RNA. Its product is annotated as lysophospholipase catalytic domain-containing protein. The transcript has a single exon. Gene Ontology annotation, molecular function: A2-type glycerophospholipase activity. The record is from RefSeq and is a predicted model, not a curated record. The coding region runs from base 1 to 1854 and encodes 617 amino acids. Gene Ontology annotation, cellular component: intracellular membrane-bounded organelle; cytosol. Lineage: Eukaryota; Fungi; Ascomycota; Sordariomycetes; Glomerellales; Glomerellaceae. Gene Ontology annotation, biological process: glycerophospholipid catabolic process.